Oncorhynchus gorbuscha (pink salmon) is the source of this 2916-nucleotide messenger RNA. Its product is annotated as dnaJ homolog subfamily A member 3, mitochondrial-like. The transcript is spliced from 11 exons. NCBI's taxonomy places the organism in Eukaryota, Metazoa, Chordata, Actinopteri, Salmoniformes, Salmonidae. Gene Ontology annotation, cellular component: mitochondrion. The record is from RefSeq and is a predicted model, not a curated record. Gene Ontology annotation, biological process: mitochondrion organization; negative regulation of apoptotic process; response to heat. Gene Ontology annotation, molecular function: heat shock protein binding; ATP binding; protein kinase binding. The coding region runs from base 31 to 1497 and encodes 488 amino acids.
CAGUCCCCGCUGAGUAACAGCAGUAAAGUAAUGAUGGCGUCCUCAGCGGUUCGCUGCUCCACACGUUGGAUUACAGUUGCUGUGUCCUCUGGUCACCGUCGUGCUUUGGCCCCUUCUUCCAAUGGAGGCUCAAGAAGUCUGUCGACUUUUGGAGCACAGAAAUUCUGGCCGGGAAGCAAUGCAAUGCGUGGUGGCACAGGGAAUGCGUUGACAUUGAGAGGGCUGUCAGUUCCAGGUGUUAAAUCUCCCCAUGUCAUCUGCACACUGUCCUUCCACACAAGUGCCCCAGCCUCCAACAAACAGGACUUCUACACGGUGUUGGAGGUACCACGCACUGCCACCCAGAAAGAGAUCAAGAAAGCGUAUUAUCAGAUGGCUAAGAAGUAUCACCCUGACACCAACAAGGAAGACCCUAAGGCCAAGGAGAAAUUUGCUCAGCUGGCUGAAGCUUAUGAGGUGCUGAGUGACGAGGUGAAGAGGAAGCAGUAUGACACGUACGGGGUGGCAGGGUUCGACGCCAGCCAGGCGGGCGGUGGUGGACACCAGAAGUACUGGAGCGGACAGGCUAACAGCGUGGACCCAGAGGAACUGUUCCGCAAGAUCUUUGGGGAGUUCUCUGGAAGCCGUGGCUUCGGCGACUUCAAUGCCGUAUUUGAUCAGCCCCAGGAGUUUAUCAUGGAGCUGACGUUCACCCAAGCUGCCAAGGGGGUCAACAAAGAGAUGGCGUUCAACACUGAGGCCAGCUGCCAGCGAUGUGAUGGUAAAGGGAGCGAGCCUGGCACCAAGGUUGUGCACUGCCACUACUGCAACGGCUCCGGCAUGGAGACGGUGAACACGGGCCCCUUUGUGAUGCGGUCGACAUGCCGUCGGUGUAAUGGGAAAGGCACUGUGAUCUCCACCCCAUGUAACUCCUGUCACGGGACCGGACAGACCAGACAGAAAAAGACAGUAAUGGUCCCUGUCCCAGCAGGUGUUGAGGACGGUCAGACGGUCAGGAUGCCUGUGGGGAAGAAGGAGGUGUUCAUCACGUUUCGGGUCCAGAAGAGCCCAGUGUUCAGACGGGACGGCGCAGACAUCCACUCUGACGUGCUGAUCUCUGUGGCUCAGGCUGUACUGGGGGGCACGGCCCGGGCACAGGGCCUCUACGAGACAGUCAACCUCUCGAUCCCUGCUGGGAUCCAAACAGACCAGAGGAUCCUCCUCUCUGGGAAGGGCAUCGCACGGAUCAGUGGCUAUGGUUACGGAGAUCACUACGUCCACGUCAAAGUCCGAGUCCCCAAGAUCCUGACAGACAGACAGAAAGCUCUGCUCAUGAGCUACGCAGAGGAUGAGACUGAAGUGGAGGGGACAGUCAAUGGUGUCACAAGCACCACUGCAGGUGGGGGCAGCAGUGGUAAGCAGUCUGAGGCAGGGCAGGACAGGCAAGAGGAGGUAGGAGAGAGCAAGCAGGAGCAGGGCUUCUUCACCAAGUUAAAACAAUUGUUUAGCUCCACCUGACAGUCACAAACCAGGUAAAAGGUCCACUGGGAACUGAGGCGAGUGUCCGAGGGUAGAGAGAUGAUGCCCUAAGAAGACAGCCGCAAGGAGGGACCAGAUAUGGGGACAGGUGGUGGGAGAGUGUUGGAGGGAUGAUGUCUACUGUAUCCUACUCUGGCACUGGACAAGACCGGUUACCCCAGAUCUACCUUCACAGAUCUCCUUUCAUCCUUGAUCAGUUCCAUAGCAGUGGAAGACAAUGGACUGAAACAGACUCAAACAGAAUGUGGUCCUAACUCAUACCUGCUGCCUAAAACCCAAAUCCAAGAGGAAAUAUGCUCUGGAAGUACCAGGAAGUGACUGCCCCUUAGGGUUAGGGUUUGGUCUGUCUGCUGUCUUUGAGGAAUACACUGUUGCCAGUGAUAGCUAAAAACAUGGAUAUACAAAACAUUAAACAUUAGACACCUCUAUAAUAUUGAGUUGCACCCCCUUUUUCCCUCAGAACAGCCUCAAUUCAUCAGGGAAUGGACUCCACAAUGUGUCAUGCGUUCCACAGGGAUGCUGGUCCAUGUUGACUCCAAUGCUUCCCACAGUUGUGUCAAGUUGGCUGGAUGUCCUUUGGGUGGUGGACCAUUCUUGAUACACACAGGAAACUGUGGAAAAACCCAGCAACACUGCAGUUUGACACUCAAACUAGUGCGCCUGAUACCUACUAUCAUACCCUGUUCAAAGGCAUUUCAAUCUUUUGUCUUGCCCAUUCACUCUGAAUGGACACAGACACAAGUCUGUGGUCUCAAAGCUUAAACUUCCUUCUUUAACCUGUCUCCCCCCCUUCAUCUACACUGAUUAAGUAAAUUGAAGUGUCAUUAAGAAGGGAUCAUAGCUUUCACCUGGUCAGUCUGUCAUGGAAAUAAGUUAUUCCUAAUGGUUUGUACACUUAGGGUAUAAGAAUAGAAAAUCCAUUUAAUUUAAAAGGCCUGUGCUGCAAUAAGGAGCUUUGUUUUGGUUGAGAUCCUCCUGAUUUCCUAAUGUGUAAUAAGUUCUGUAAAGUUAACUCUGCUUCCUAUCUAGCUAGCCACUGCAAUGAGUUGUACCAACCUAGUAACAGCUAUGGUGAGAUAGAGGAAGUUGUCUGGCUGAUAUAUACCUUUGUUACAUUAAAAAAAGUCAUGUGUGUGGAGAUGCAUUUGGGUCUAAGGACCCAGUCAUCCAGGAUGGGCAUGACUCAAACCAGUUGGAUCAGAUGUGGCUGGACCUCUUCCCUCAUCAACCCCUUCUCUCUCGAUGAAUCUGAGAAUUCACUCAAAGCAGCACACUUUCAUGUACCUCCAUUCUGCCUCGUUAUAUUUGUAAAUACAGAGCUGUUGAUAUUGCAAUCAUACCAAUGUGUCAUGUUAGAGACGUAAAUAACAUCUAUAAUUAAAGUGAAAUCUAAAUGAA